UGAGUGCAGGAAAACCUUCAGUAACCGCUCAGACCUUAUAAGACAUCAGAUAAUCCACACUGGGGAAAGACCUUAUGAAUGCAGUGAGUGCGGGAAAAACUUCAGUUACCGCUCAGAUCUUAUUAGACAUCAGAAAAUCCACACAGGAGAGAGACCCUAUGAAUGCUGUGAGUGCGAAAAAAACUUUGGUGACAGAUCAGCCCUUAUUAAUCAUCAGAAAAUCCACAUGGGAGAAAGACCCUAUGAAUGCAGUGAGUGUGGGAAAAGCUUCAGUUACCGCUCAGAUCUUAUUACACAUCAGAGAAUGCACACGGGAGAGAGACCCUAUGAAUGCUGUGAGUGCGGGAAAACCUUCAGGCAGAGCUCACACCGCAUUCGACAUCAGAGAAUCCACACGGGAGAGAGACCCUAUAAAUGCUGUGAGUGCGGCAAAAAUUUUGCUGACAGUUCAGCCCUUACUAAUCAUCAGAGAAUUCACACAGGAGAGAGACCUUAUGAAUGCUUUGAGUGUGGGAAAAACUUCAUUGAUGGCUCAGCCUUUACGAAACAUCAGAGAAUGCACACUAACGAGAGACCCUAUGAAUGCUGCGAGUGCGGGAAAAACUUCAGUGUGAGCUCGGCCCUUAUUAGACAUCAGAGGAUCCACACAGAAGAGAGACCUUAUAGAUGCUCUGAAUGCAGGAAAGGUUUCCAUCAGCGCUCAGCCCUUAUUUAUCAUCAGAGAAUCUGCAAGGGGGAUAAACACCAUAAAAAUCUUGUCUAGGGCUGGCAAUUUUUUUUUCUUUAAUCAUUUUCCUAAUUCCCACAUAGUGACUUUUAAGGCUGUUGGCACCAUUUGAUUCACUGUGGUCCCUCAGCUUUCCCCAGUGAGUUGUGUGCCUAUUAUCAGGAAUCCCCACCAACCCCAGCUGGGAGAGAGAUGGGUGACCUUGACUAGCUACAUCAAGUUAAAAUGUACCUGGGCCUCAUCUUCACUAGGAUUUUCCAUGGCGUUACCUCGCUUGAGUUAGCUGUCCUGAUGUAAAACCACAACUAUUCUUGCAGUAAAGAUACAGCCCCAUAUAUAGUGUCCAGGAUUAUGUAGCACAUUUUCUCAUGACCUGACCUAAACUUCAUCAUUUUUCCUAGUCUAAACAGACCUGGAGCAUGUAUUUCUACUCUUCUUCCCACUGCAAAGCAGUCAUUAGAGUCACUAAAAGUUCCCCUUUGGGGGAAAAUUUUUCUGCUUCCCAGUUGUUCUCACAUUGCCCUGUUGGUUGCUGACCAGCAGUUAUUUUUAGUACCAUUUUUCUCUCUGAAAAUAGAUGUAAAUAUAACACAGGGCAGGGGCAUGGAAAAUGUCAUUUCAGGCUCUGUGACACCAGAAGGAAAUGGAGUGAGUGAAAGGAAUUCCCUCCUUCCCCAUCAUCCCAGCAGUGUUACCUUCUGUCUGAUCCUUAUGGAGUUUAUCUUCUUCACGUUCUGCAGAGUGUCAGGUGAUGCAAUCUUCUCCACUCUCUGUGCUUGGGAAUGGUGCUUUGAUUUCUUUGAUCCUGAAUCAGACUCGCUGGAGCUGGAGAUGAAAGUGUCACAGACUUUAAAGGAGACUUUGAAUUGAUCUGAAACUCAGUGUGAUCAUUCUGAGUUUAAAUCCCACUUUUCAUUUAUUAGCAAAGCCACUUUUAAGGCUGAGUUGGGAUUGUUUCCAAAUGGGAGGUUAGCUCUUUUUUCCCUAUUACAAUGAUGCUAAAACUUUCGUAAAUAACGUGACUCAAUCAUGAGAGUGCUGAGUGAAGCAGGUUUGAACAGAUCAGAGGAGAAUGAGAUGAGAGAAUCUGUGGUCCUGAUUCUGAGUCAUCAGAUG
Molecule: messenger RNA, 1843 nt
Organism: Terrapene triunguis (Three-toed box turtle)
Lineage: Eukaryota; Metazoa; Chordata; Testudines; Emydidae
Product: zinc finger protein 154-like
Exons: 1
Biological process (GO): regulation of transcription by RNA polymerase II
Molecular function (GO): DNA-binding transcription factor activity; RNA polymerase II cis-regulatory region sequence-specific DNA binding
Source: RefSeq, a predicted model, not a curated record